AUGGUACAUAAUGAGAGAUAUUCAGCUUUAAUUAGUUUACUAUACAAAAAGAAAAAAGAACAGCUACACAUGUUUGAUUUUGUAGAAUGUGCAUACUCUUUAGAUAAUAUAGAAGCAUUGGAUUUUAGUAAAAGUAGCAACAAUACAACAACAGCACCGGAUCCUACAACAUUCAGUUUACAAAAUAGUAAUAGUAACUAUAAUUUAAAUAGUAUUAGUGAAUAUAGCAAUCUAAAUAAUUAUAGUAUCAGUUUAGCCCGAAGCGCAAGUUGUAAUAGUAAUGAUAGCAAUGGAAGUAGCGUUAGUAGCAGUAGUAGCGGUUGCAACAAUAAAAACAGUAAUAGCUUUUUAAUUAAUAAUGGUAAUAUAACACUUCCACCACCACCAUCAUCAUAUAGAAAUUUAAUAAAGAGGAAUUAA
This is a messenger RNA of Dictyostelium purpureum, 420 nucleotides long. RefSeq lists its product as uncharacterized. The record is from RefSeq and is a predicted model, not a curated record. The transcript is spliced from 3 exons. The coding region runs from base 1 to 420 and encodes 139 amino acids. Lineage: Eukaryota; Evosea; Eumycetozoa; Dictyosteliales; Dictyosteliaceae.